Messenger RNA from Mytilus trossulus (common blue mussel), 1244 nucleotides. RefSeq names its product galactose-3-O-sulfotransferase 2-like. The coding region runs from base 18 to 1205 and encodes 395 amino acids. Gene Ontology annotation, molecular function: galactosylceramide sulfotransferase activity. The transcript has a single exon. The record is from RefSeq and is a predicted model, not a curated record. NCBI's taxonomy places the organism in Eukaryota, Metazoa, Mollusca, Bivalvia, Mytilida, Mytilidae. Gene Ontology annotation, biological process: glycolipid biosynthetic process. Gene Ontology annotation, cellular component: membrane.
UAUCGCUUGUUUUUACAAUGUUAACAACAUCAUUGUUCAUUUACCAUUUGAAUAAACACGUCUUGUCUGAUCAACAAAUUAAUGCGCUUUGUAGAGGGAAUUGGCUUUACCUCUUUUGUAAUCUGCCAUUUAGAGCAAUGAAUGAAGAAAGCAGCUCUUUGAUAAAUAGCGAUACAGUUGCGUUUGGAGAAUCAACUUUUAAUAGACAGUGCGCGAAGAAAACAACAAAUGUGGCAUUUUUAAAAGUUCAUAAAGCGGGAAGCACAACUGUCAUGAAUAUUUUCCUCAGAUUUGCAGAAUCAAACAGUCUUAAUGUUAUGUUACCAGUGCCAGACAACUAUUUGGGAUUCGAUCAAACUAUUAAUUUAAAUAAUAUUUUACCACCGCCAAAACAUCAGACAUACAAUAUAUUGUGUCAUCAUGUCAUCUAUAACAGAUCUGUCUUCCGUCAGUACAUGCCACGUGACACAGUUUUUAUAGCAAUAGUACGAGAUCCCGUAACACAAAUUAUCUCUGCAGCACAGUUUUUCGACCUCUUUAUUGACCUCCGUAAAAAACUUGGCAAAAUACCAGGACAACGACUCAUGACUACGUUCCUUCAAAACCCUGACAUUUGUACUAAGGCAGAGCAAAAAUUUGUGAAAACUCGAAUGUGUUUAGACUUCGGAAUACCUCGCGAAGAUCUGACUUCCAAAGAUAAAAUUAUGUCUCAUUUGGAGAUUUUAAAUGAUGACUUUUCUCUGGUUAUGGUUAUGGAAAAGUUUGACGAAUCUUUGGUUCUUCUCAAGCGAUACUUAUGUUGGGAUAUGAAAGAUAUUGUCUACGUUCCUUUAAACAUCCUAUCAAGACAAAGGGAUGAAAAAGUGGUCAUAGAAGGACAAGAUCUGGACAACUUAAAGAAAUAUAAUUGGCCUGAUUUUAUUUUGUAUGAAUAUUUCAAAUCUAACUUUGAGAAAAGAAUAAGUGAAGAAGGGAACGACUUUAAUGACGAAGUUAAAACUUACAAACAAAUACUUUCACAAGUUGGAAGAUAUUGUAAAAAUAAAACGAAAACAAUGGAAGGUAUACAAAUUGAUAAAACUAGAUGGAAUUCUGAUUUUUUUAUUUCAAAUCGAGAAUGUGCAUUUAUAACUAAACAUGAACUUGUUCUCUUGGAGCAGCUUAGAUGGAAGUACAAACAAAAACUGAGGCAAAUGAACUCUUAAUACACCUGUCGUAAUUUUUUAUGUGAAAGGAAAGGAAUU